Molecule: messenger RNA, 264 nt
Organism: Closterium sp. Naga37s-1
Lineage: Eukaryota; Viridiplantae; Streptophyta; Zygnematophyceae; Desmidiales; Closteriaceae
Source: the annotation of a GenBank genome assembly
AUGGUAUUCACGUGUCUCUCCAUCUACGGCAUCGACCCGCGCUCGCAGCAGUUCAUCAGCCACAUGGAUGUGCGGGACUCCAUCCAGGACAACGGCUACUUCUCCCAGGAAGGACUUCGGGAUCUGGUGAAGCAGAUGAUGACGCUCUACUCGCCACCCGCACAGCUCAACUCCCCGUCCUUUGAUGUGCUGCUGAGAAGGGCAAGCUACGAGGUGCGGGAGUAUCCUGCCUUUCAAGUCGUUAAGCUCCGCUCGCUCGUCUAA